AUGCGUUUAUUUCUUGCAUUCUCUUCUUUCCUGAUAACUGCUUUCAUAACUUUCAGUACAGCGGACUAUUCAGUUAGUUCACCAGCUGCAGGAGUGGUAUUAAACAAAGGCGACAUACUUUGUGUAUUAUGGUCUGUCAUCUCAGAAACAGAUAAAAGUAUUGAUGUAAAAUUAACACAUGGUGAUCCACAGAAUUUACAACUAGAUAAGAUUUUGUGCUCAAAUAUUGAUCCAGAAAUCGGACAAUGUAAUUAUACUAUCGGUGAUCUUACUUCGGGACGUGAUUAUGCUGUUAUUGUCGGAAAGAGCCCCGAUCAUAUGGGGUUCUCAAGUUAUUUUUCCAUAAAUUCUGUUGGACCCCUUCCACCAUCAUCAGGAUGUCCAAAUUUUGGUGGUCAUGACUGCCCCGAAACAUUACCAUGUUGCAGUGCCAGUGGUUUCUGUGGAAACACGGAUGAACAUUGUGGAGACGGUUGUGAUCGAAAAUACAGUUUCAAUG
Molecule: messenger RNA, 499 nt
Organism: Cetraspora pellucida
Lineage: Eukaryota; Fungi; Glomeromycota; Glomeromycetes; Diversisporales; Gigasporaceae
Source: the annotation of a GenBank genome assembly